Messenger RNA from Thelazia callipaeda (thelaziosis nematode), 708 nucleotides. The record is from the annotation of a GenBank genome assembly. NCBI's taxonomy places the organism in Eukaryota, Metazoa, Nematoda, Chromadorea, Rhabditida, Thelaziidae.
AUGAUCACAAAUCAGAUUGGAAUAGCUGUAUUAGGUAUUGCCUUGCUUUUAUCAUUGAGAGAUAUUUAUGGGUAUGAAAAAGAUGAGAAUAACGAUGAAGGAACUCCUGAGAAAGAAUCUAGUGAUCAGACAACAUACGAGGAAGCAUAUGAUGCAGAUCAAGCUCGAGUAAGGCAAAAAUCAGCUUAUUUGAAUCCACCGUCUCGUACUACUAAGCAUUUGCCUAGUAUCAAAUUUUUAUUCUGCGUUUCAUGUGGUUAUCGGCAAAAAUUCAGUGAAUACAGUCAUUACAUACUUCAGAAAUAUCCUUCAAUAGAAGUCCUUGGUGACAACUAUUCUCCAGUAGCAUGGAAGAGCUUUUUAGCAGAAGCUGUCAAGUUGGCUAAGGUAUUAUUUAUUGUACUGGUAAUGAUGGGACGUGAUCCAUUCCCGUCGAUUGGACAACCAACUCCGCGAUUUUUCUCUUGGGCUUUGAACAAUAAACUUUCAUCAUGCAUCAUGAUAUUUCUUCUCUCCAACACUUUAGAAAGUUCUCUCAUAUCAACGGGGGCAUUCGAAAUUUAUUUAGGAGAUGAGCAGAUAUGGUCGAAGUUAGAGAGUGGUCGAAUACCAUCACCAGCAGAACUAUUUCAGAUUAUCGACCAGCAAAUGGAAUUGCAGGGUGUAAAAGCAAGUUCUCGGAACUAUUUAAUAAACUUCUUUGCAUGA